CGGAACCUCGGCGCGAUGACGCUGGUUUCCGGCGGGAGUUUUAGAGUGACGAACAGCUUUGGGCCAAGCGACCAUGAGAGGGCCAGAACUCGGGCCCGAAACUAGCAUGGAGGGGGACGUACUGGACACACUGGAGGCCCUGGGGUAUAAGGGUCCAUUGUUAGAGGAACAGGCACUCUCCAAGGCAGCAGAGGAGGGGCUGUCUUCACCCGAGUUUUCGGAGCUCUGCAUUUGGUUAGGCUCCCAAAUAAAGUCCUUAUGCAACCUGGAAGAAAGCAUCACUUCAGCUGGGAGAGAUGACCUAGAGAGCUUCCAGCUUGAGAUAAGUGGUUUUUUAAAAGAGAUGGCCUGUCCAUACUCUGUGCUCAUCUCGGGAGAAAUUAAAGAUCGCCUCACGAAGAAGGAUGACUGCUUGAAACUUCUGUUGUUUUUAAGUACAGAACUUCAAGCUUUACAGAUACUACAGAAGAAGAAUCAUAAAAAUUCUCAGUUAGAUAAAAACAGUGAAAUUUGCCAGGAAGUUCAAGCUGUGUGUGAUGCCCUCGGGGUCCCCAAGUCAAACACUUCCGACAUUCCACACCUGUUGAGUCAAGUGGAGUCAAAGGUGAAGGAUAUUCUCUCUAAAGUCCAGAAAAAUCACGUGGGGAAACCACUGCUAAAGGUUGAUUUAAGCUCAGAACAGGCAGAAAAACUGGAAAGAAUUAAUGAUGCUCUUUCCUGUGAAUAUGAAUGCCGCCGCCGGAUGUUAAUGAAAAGAUUGGAUGUGACAGUGCAGUCAUUUGGAUGGUCCGAUAGAGCAAAGGCAAAAACAGAUAACAUAGCAAGAAUUUACCAGCCCAAGCGUUAUGCUUUGUCACCCAAGACAACAGUCACGUUGGCACAUUUGCUUGCUGCCCGUGAAGAUCUGUCCAAGAUCAUUAGGACAAGCAGUGGCAUCAGUCGGGAGAAGACAGCGUGCGCCAUUAAUAAGGUCCUCAUGGGAAGGGUGCCUGACAGGGGAGGACGGCCGAAUGAAAUUGAGCCACCGCCCCCUGAAAUGCCCCCUUGGCAGAAGAGACAAGAUGGCGGAGGGAGGGGUGGCUGGGGUGGUGGAGGUGGUGGUAGAGGAGGUGGUGGGGGUGGAAGAGGUGGAUGGGGAGGUGGAGGUGGAGGAGGAUGGGGAGGUGGGGGAGGAGGGGGAGGAGGAUGGGGAGGAAGUGGUGGGGGUGGUAGAGGAGGUUUCCAAGGCAGGGGAGACUAUGGUGGGAGGGGAGAUUAUGGUGGAAGAGGGGGCCAUGGUGGAAGAGGGGGCUAUGGUGGGAGAGGUUAUGGAGAUCCAUAUGGAGGUGGUGGUGGUGGGUAUAGAAGAUAUUAA
Molecule: messenger RNA, 1354 nt
Organism: Acomys russatus (golden spiny mouse)
Lineage: Eukaryota; Metazoa; Chordata; Mammalia; Rodentia; Muridae
Gene: Tslig3b
Product: family with sequence similarity 98 member B
Exons: 8
Coding region: 74-1354 (426 amino acids)
Cellular component (GO): tRNA-splicing ligase complex
Source: RefSeq, a predicted model, not a curated record